This is a messenger RNA of Colletotrichum higginsianum IMI 349063, 348 nucleotides long. RefSeq lists its product as uncharacterized. Bases 1 to 348 code for a protein of 115 amino acids. The record is from RefSeq and is a predicted model, not a curated record. NCBI's taxonomy places the organism in Eukaryota, Fungi, Ascomycota, Sordariomycetes, Glomerellales, Glomerellaceae. The transcript is spliced from 3 exons.
AUGUCCGGAAACUCCAGUGUUGGCACUAGCGGCGUCUACGAGGCUGGCGACCAGCGCAAUGUCAAGAACUCCGAGCUUGACACCGGUGACCGCUUCCAUGAGGGCAAGGAGCACUCCCACCUUGCCAACGACUCCAAGGAUGAGAGAUCGAUCGCAAACAGACUCGCUGCCGAGGAGAAGAAGCACCGCCAGGGUGAGGAGGAGGACGAUGUUGAGACUCGUCAGUCCAAGAAGGACUCCACAUUGCCCGCGAAGAUGCACGGCAACGAACCCUCUAAGGGCGCCAAGAUUGAUCAGGAGCUCCAAGAGGAAGAUGAGCUCCGUCUGAAGCAGAAGACUGGCAAAUAA